Messenger RNA from Coregonus clupeaformis (lake whitefish), 786 nucleotides. RefSeq names its product zinc finger protein 2-like. The record is from RefSeq and is a predicted model, not a curated record. NCBI's taxonomy places the organism in Eukaryota, Metazoa, Chordata, Actinopteri, Salmoniformes, Salmonidae. Gene Ontology annotation, molecular function: RNA polymerase II cis-regulatory region sequence-specific DNA binding; DNA-binding transcription factor activity, RNA polymerase II-specific. The annotation marks the transcript as partial. The transcript has a single exon. Gene Ontology annotation, biological process: regulation of transcription by RNA polymerase II.
CACCAGAGAAUACACUCAGGAGAGAAGGCUUUUGGUUGUGAUCAGUGUGGGAAGAGAUUCACUCAGUCAGGACACCUGGCUUUACACAAGAGAAUACACACAGGAGAGAAGCCUUUUGGUUGUGUUCAGUGUGGGAGGAGAUUCACUCAGUCAGGAAGCCUGGCUGGACACAAGAGAAUACACACAGGAGAGAAGCCUUACCACUGCUCAGACUGUGGAAUGAGCUUAACCACUUCAAAAGGACUUCUCGUACACAAGAGAAUACACACUGGAGAGAAGCCUUUUGGUUGUGAUCAGUGUGGGAAGAGAUUCACUCGGUCAGAACACCUGGCUGGACACAAGAAAAUACACACAGGAGAGAAGCCUUACCACUGCUCAGACUGUGGAAUGAGCUUAACCACUUCAAACGGACUUCUAGUACACCAGAGAACACACACAGGAGAGAAGCCUUUUGGUUGUGAUCAGUGUGGGAAGAGAUUCACUCAGUCAGGAAGACUGGUUGAACACAAGAGAAUACACACAGGAGAGAAGCCUUUUGGUUGUGAUCAGUGUGGGAAGAGAUUCACUCAGUCAGUAAGGCUGGUUGAACACAAGAGAAUACACACAGGAGAGAAGCCUUUUGGUUGUGAUCAGUGUGGGAAGAGAUUCACUCGGUCAGGAAACCUGGCUGGACACAAGAGAAUACACACAGGAGAGAAGCCUUUUGGUUGUGAUCAGUGUGGGAAGAGAUUCACUUGGUCAGGAAACCUGGUUGAACACAAGAGAAAACACCACACUGUUGGGUAA